Blepharisma stoltei is the source of this 3567-nucleotide messenger RNA. The record is from the annotation of a GenBank genome assembly. Lineage: Eukaryota; Ciliophora; Heterotrichea; Heterotrichida; Blepharismidae.
AUGUCUUCAGUCAAUCACUUACAUUUCACGUUAAUAGGAAUCAAUUUUUGACUAUGGUGAGUUUUUUGCACAUGCGCUUUAAAAGCCCUGAGAAUUGAAUUAGAGGACGAAGUCUAUUUCGAUAGCAUAUAUAUUUAAGUGAAGCAAAGAGAAAGAAUCACGCUACCUUAAUUGACAAAUUUAAAUCUUUUAAAACUGAUAAAAUGUUUAAUCCCUUAUAAAAUGUUUAAGUUUCUGCUUUAAUGUUCAAUGUGAGAGUAGUUUCUUGAAGUUGAAAUAUGGGAUCUACGAUGUUGGCAUGUAUGAUUCGCUUUUUUUAGCUUGUUUUUGAUCUGGUGUGUUGGCUCUAUUUUUUAAAUUUUAACAAACCUAAAUAUUUUGACUUGUCAAGCUAAAAUUAAAAUGCUAAUUAUGCAGCUGACAACACACUUACUGAUGUAAAAUAAAUAAAAGCAUCAAUCUUUAUAAAGUGAUUAAUUGCGAUAUCAUUAUGAUUUCUAAUAUGUGAUUCGUCAAUAAGGCGAUUGAUAGCUCUAUUGUGCAAUGUUCCAAUAGGUGUACGCUAAAUAUCUCCAGUAUAAUCUUGGCUUCUUAGUAUAAAGAGAUGCCCACUAUGGAGAAGUUGUAUGAGGGAAAAAUAAAAAUUGAAAGAGGGGACUCGCCAAUAAGGAGAUUGAUAACUGUUCAUGUGGCAGUUCUCCAAUAGACUCAAGAUUGAAAAUCUCUACAGAAUCUUGACUUAAUUUAGUUUUUUGAAUAAAGAUGGAGUAUUUAUGGAGAUAUGGCCUAUGGAAAUGGAAAAUAAAAAUUGGAAGAGGGAGUUCUCUGAUAAAGCGAAUUAUUUCUCUUCAUGUAGCAGUACUCCAAUAGGUUCACCAUUAAAAAUCUCCAGUACAAUCUUGACUUUUCUUUGAUUCUUGAAAUUAAGAUGGAGAAGUAGUAUGUGAAAAUAAUAAAAAUUGAAAGAGGGAUCUCGUCGAUAAGGCGAUUGAUAGCUCUUUAUGUGGCAGUACUCCAGUAGGUGUAUCAUUAAAAAUCUUCAACAGAAUCUUGACUUAUUUUUAUUUUUUGGAGUAAGUUCAAUAUAUAAAAAAUGCUUAAAGAAUAAAAUUUAUCAAUAAAAUCAAAUAAAAUAGCCCAAAAUUAUUUUUCUUUGAUUUUAGCUUGACAUGCCAAAAUUAUCAGGUUCGUUAAAAUAUUAAAAAUGGAGCCACCGCACCAAUUCAUAUAUGCUAAAAGCUAAUCAGAUCCUAUUUGAAUUUUAAGGUCAAUGAUUAUAAUCUUCACCUAAAACACUCUAAUGAAAACAAGACAUUGAACAUGAGCAAAGAACUUAGACGCUUUAUAAGAAAAUGCUGCUUAGUUUAUUUAUAUAAAAAAGAUUUUAAUUUAAUAAGCUCUACAAAUAGAAUAAUUUAUUUACCUUGCACUUGGUUUUAGUUAUAGAAACUUAUAUUAUGGAUAUAGAUUUUGCCCUCUUAUUAUUUCAAAGCAAAUGCGCAAAAAACGCUAUAUAAAACAGCAUGCUCAAAUUUUUUUAUUUUUUCUUUCCGUGAAAUUAUUUAUCAUUGUUUAUAGAUAUAAAAACUUAUACCUUAUAUUUAUUUUUAUUAUAUUUAAUAAUUUUUGAAAUUAGGAAGUUAGUUAUCCCAGAUAAAAUCUUUGUAGAUAUUCCUAGAGACUCGGAAAAAGCUAAUUCUGCUGCCAAAAACCCUCCAGACAGCGGAUUUGUAUGACCUACACUGCACCCUCACUCGAAAUCCUUAUUAUCUUCUGAUAAAGCAGCUUCAAACUCUUUCAAGUACAGUUAUCAAGCUAGCAAUCCUGCUAUAUAUAACAAUGAAGAUGAAAUUGCAUGGCCUAAGCUAGAGCUGCAAUCAUCCUCCGUUUCAGUUCCAGCUGAUUCACCACAAGUUGAUCCUACAAUUUUGAAGCCUAUCCAAAAUCAUCUUGAAGCUGAAACUGAAUGACAAUCAAUUCAAAGUCAUUCCCACUCAUCGAAAAACUCCCAGUGCUCUAAUUUAGAUAAAAAAGAGAACUCUGAAGACAAAAACUUGAAUAAUAAGCCUGCAGAAACUGCAAAGCUUGGAAUUCCUGAUAAAACUUUUCCAUUUGUGGUAAAUUCACAUAAAAAGAAGGAAAAUGUCCAAUAUAAUUUUCAAAGUUAUAAAAAAGAAGAAAAAGUAAGCCAAGAUAACUAUGUGAACCAAUAUAGGCUCAAUCCACAUGCCCAAAAUUUUCAAAUCCAAACAGAAAAAAGUGCGAAAUCAUGGGGAGUUUCCAAUAAAAACGUGCAAAAAAGCCAAGAUGCUACUAACUUGCCCCUUUAAAUUGGAACUAUUUUUUAUUUCAAUAAUAAAAUUUUAUAGGUGAAAAUACUAAUUUUCAUAAAAUUCGUUUUGACCUAAUUGAAUACAAAAGUAUAUUUAAACAGUUUUUACACUAAAUCAAUCAAUUUUUUGCAUUAAUUCUUCAAGUUCACAAUUUAAAAUGUUUCGUUCAAUUUAUAUUUUUUUAAAAAUUUAUAAAAUUUUUUUAAAUAAAACUCCUUUAAAAUGGAGCAGGAUUUUUGUUCCAAUUAAAGUUAUGGAGUAAAGAACUUGAUGAUUGGGACACGCAAAAAAAGAUAUCGUUUACAGGAAAUUGAUAUUAUGUAGAAAAAAAAUAUCAAAGCAUAGUCAAUAAAGUGCCAAAUGAACCCAAAAAUUCAGGCAGAAGAGAUUCAAAUAACUUUUAUAGCAUCCCAAAUCAAGAACAAAGCACUAUGGAUCACUCUGUUCCUCGACAACUCAAAAUUGAGCCAAAUGAUCCUACUACUCAUUCAUGAAUUUCGCCAAAAAUUGAUUAUACUUGCAAGCCUGAAGAAUUUGACCUUAUAACCUAUAAAACAAUUCCUUGCAAAAUCGGGAGUGCUUGCACAGGUCUUUGUCCAAGAUAUCAUUACCAAGGCGAAAAAAGGAGAUCUCCUUCAGAAUAUAACUACAUUCCAGAGCUAUGCUGCAAAGUAGGAAAUUGCCAGCUAGGCGACAGAUGUAUAAAAGCCCAUAAUAUUAUUGAAAUCUUGUAUCACCCACAAGUGUAUUUGACUUUUGAUUGUCCAUAUCCAAGAUUAUCUAAUGGCUGCUAUCUCGGCCAAUACUGUAAUUUUACUCAUAUUAAUAACCCAGAAAGCCAAAAAAACGUGAUAGAUCAGCAUCGGCUUGCCCUUGAAAAAGUUCAUCAAAAACAUGCUCAGCUGGAAGAAUUUCAUAAAAAACUGGUAGAAAAAGAAGAAGAAAUAAAAUGCUUGGAAAAUUCAAUUCUUUGCAAAUGCAAAGAAAAUCUCAAAAGAGUUAUUAUGAUUCCAUGUGGCCACGCUUUUUGUGAGCUAUGUGCGAAUGAAGUUGCAUGUGCCGAAUGUGGGAAAAUUGGAAAGUCCUAUCCAAUUCAAUAAUAUAGUGUUUUGGCGUUAUUUUUGAUCAGCUCCCAAGAGCCAUAAAUGGGUUUCCACGUGGAAUUUCUGGAUUUUCACGCGCGAAAUCUAUAUUUGGCUCGUGGGAGCCGAUCAGAAAUUCAAGAAAGGGACUA